CCGACGAGGGCGGCCGGAGAUCGUUAGUCCAGUCGGGUCUGGACGACGCACCAAGCUCUGGGGCCGGUCGCCCUGGCUCCGGCCUCUGCCACCGCCGGACCUCGGGGCCCUGGCGCUCCCGGUUUUUGAAGGACGGCCACCUGCUGCGCGCAGAGCCGUCGGGGAGGCCGUAACUGGAGCGCCCAGGCUGCGGGGGCGAGCGAAGGCAGCAGGCUCUCUGGAAAGCACAACAGUAAUGGAGUACAUGAGCACUGGAAGUGAUAAUAAAGAAGAAAUUGAUUUAUUACUUAAACAUUUGAAUGUGUCUGAUGUAAUAGACAUUAUGGAAAACCUUUACGCAAGUGAAGAGCCGGCGGUUUACGAACCCAGUCUAAUGACCAUGUGUCAAGACAGCAAUCAGAACGAGGAGCGUUCAGAGUCCCUGCUGCUCAGUGGCCAGGAGGUGCCUUGGUUGUCAUCAGUCAGAUAUGGAACUGUAGAGGAUUUGCUUGCUUUUGCGAACCAUAUAUCCAACACCGCGAAGCGUUUUUAUGGACACCGACGACAAGAAUCUGGAAUUUUAUUAAAUAUGGUAAUCACUCCCCAAAAUGGACGCUAUCAGAUAGACUCUGAUGUUCUCCUCAUCCCCUGGAAGCUGACCUACAGGAAUAUUGGCUCCGAUUUCAUUCCUCGGGGGGCCUUUGGGAAAGUGUACUUAGCACAAGAUAUAAAGACUAAGAAAAGAAUGGCAUGUAAACUGAUUCCAGUAGAUCAAUUUAAGCCAUCCGAUGUGGAAAUACAAGCUUGUUUUCGGCAUGAGAACAUCGCUGAGUUAUAUGGCGCGGUCCUCUGGGGUGAAACUGUCCAUCUCUUUAUGGAAGCAGGCGAGGGCGGGUCUGUUCUGGAGAAACUGGAGAGCUGUGGACCAAUGAGAGAAUUUGAAAUUAUUUGGGUGACAAAACAUGUCCUCAAGGGACUUGAUUUUCUACACUCAAAGAAAGUGAUUCACCAUGAUAUUAAACCUAGCAACAUUGUUUUUAUGUCCACAAAAGCUGUCUUGGUGGAUUUUGGCCUAAGUGUUCAAAUGACUGAAGACAUCUAUUUUCCUAAGGAUCUCCGCGGAACAGAGAUUUACAUGAGCCCAGAAGUGAUCCUGUGCAGGGGUCAUUCAACCAAAGCCGACAUCUACAGCCUGGGGGCCACGCUUAUCCACAUGCAGACGGGCACCCCGCCCUGGGUGAAGCGCUACCCUCGUUCAGCCUAUCCCUCCUACCUGUACAUAAUCCACAAACAGGCCCCUCCAUUAGAGGAUAUUGCCGAUGACUGCAGUCCUGGCAUGAGAGAGCUGAUAGAGGCUGCCCUGGAGAGGAACCCCAAUCACCGCCCCAGGGCCGCAGAUCUCCUGAAACAUGAGGCCCUGAACCCCCCCAGAGAGGACCAGCCACGCUGUCAGAGUCUGGACUCUGCCCUCUUUGAGCGGAAGAGGCUGCUGAGUCGGAAGGAGUUGGAACUUCCAGAGAACAUUGCAGAUUCUUCAUGCACAGGAAGCACUGACGAAUCUGAGAUGCUAAAGAGACAGCGUUCUCUCUACAUAGACCUCGGAGCCUUGGCUGGCUAUUUCAACCUUGUCCGGGGCCCCCCAACAUUAGAAUAUGGCUGACUGAUGACAUCGUUAGCUCCAAAUUAAGACGCCGCUUUUAUCUCCUGGAAGCUAGUUCUGCUGACUCUACACAGGGGCUCUGUCUAGUGCAUUGUACCACUUAAUAGCUGGCCCUGUGGGCUCCCAUGACUCAUGAAUGUGACUCCAUGUGGCUCCUGUGUGUUUGAUUUGUGGAGCUGCCCUGGUACCCACCAGGUAUAAAGGUUCUCAUUUCUCAGGUGAUGUGACUAAAGAGGAGGAAGUUAAGCAUGUCUGGAAGGAUCAUUUCUGGUGACUGAUUUCAUUCACUGUGCACUUUGCUCAAAAUUUUAAAAAUACCAAUUUUAAGAAUAAUAUAUUAUCCUAAAAUUACUAUUCUUGGUUCUAACUUAAGUAUGGGAAUUUCAUUUAACUCAGAAUAGUUGUUUUGUAUAUAUCGAUGUAUAUUAUAUGUUAACUCUCUGAGACUUCAUCAGUGGAUUCUAGUUUAAAUUAAAGUCAUUCUAUUUUGGGUGAAUAGAACAACUUGAAUACUGUAGCAAUAAGCUGAACUAGGGUCUUGAAAGUGGCUCACUGACUCGAGAGGAGCCCCUGUCAGCAGGCCACUAGCGAUGGUUCUGUUGUGUUCCUAUGGAAACAUUUUGUACUGUACAUGCUAUGCUUAAAACAUUUAAAACAUGAUGUUUUGAAUGUGGAUAACACUGUGUAAACCACAUAAUUUCUGUACAUCCCAAAGGAUGAGAAUGUGACCUUUAUGAAAAAUGGAAACUUUUGUCAAUUCUUAAUGAUGCUACUUUUGUACCUCCUAU
Messenger RNA from Pteronotus mesoamericanus, 2427 nucleotides. RefSeq names its product mitogen-activated protein kinase kinase kinase 8 (gene MAP3K8). Gene Ontology annotation, biological process: protein phosphorylation. The transcript is spliced from 8 exons. The coding region runs from base 236 to 1639 and encodes 467 amino acids. Gene Ontology annotation, molecular function: ATP binding; protein kinase activity. The record is from RefSeq and is a predicted model, not a curated record. Lineage: Eukaryota; Metazoa; Chordata; Mammalia; Chiroptera; Mormoopidae.